This is a messenger RNA of Sphaeramia orbicularis (orbiculate cardinalfish), 5783 nucleotides long. It is a transcript of the gene taf2, whose product is annotated as TAF2 RNA polymerase II, TATA box binding protein (TBP)-associated factor. The record is from RefSeq and is a predicted model, not a curated record. Gene Ontology annotation, biological process: transcription initiation at RNA polymerase II promoter. The coding region runs from base 463 to 4104 and encodes 1213 amino acids. The transcript has 27 exons. NCBI's taxonomy places the organism in Eukaryota, Metazoa, Chordata, Actinopteri, Kurtiformes, Apogonidae. Gene Ontology annotation, molecular function: RNA polymerase II general transcription initiation factor activity; transcription cis-regulatory region binding; chromatin binding. Gene Ontology annotation, cellular component: transcription factor TFIID complex.
AGGUCAAAGGUUACAAACAAAAUGGCGGAACCCUCUCCGUCUGCGGACACGAUUCUGUGAGCAGCCGGGUAGAGGAGUUUAUUUGGAUGGUUUGAUGCACAGAGGCUGCAGAAGUUGUCAUAUGGAGCCACACUGGUUUUUUUUUUUACACCAUCAGCUACCGGUUAAGGCUGGUUUGAGCAAAAUUUACGGAUAAGUUCAUUGUCACUGCAGUGAAAACAUUGCUGCAGUCACUGGGGGAUGUAAACGGAAGAUAGCGCAUUCAUUUUCAUACAGUGACUUGUACAGUUACUCUGUUUUUAUACAGUAUUCUCGUACAGGAGAGGAUACCGUCGUGUUUUAUACAGUCUGGAGCAAGUUAGCUGGAUAUUUCGCCAGCAAAGAAGCCGGACUGUGGAGAAGGACCCAGUACGGAGCUGUGUUAUGGAGUUUUAACUUCAGUCAAAACAACAACAAACGAAGAUGAACAGGAAGAAGGAUAAAGGCUUUGAGAGCCCGCGUCCCUUUAAAUUGACCCACCAGGUGGUGUGCAUCAACAACAUCAACUUCCAGAGGAAAUCUGUAAUUGGCUAUGUAGAGCUGACCAUUUUCCCCACCGUGGUCAACCUGAACAGGAUCAAGCUCAACAGUAAACAAUGCCGGAUCUACAGGGUGCGAGUCAAUGAACUGGAGGCUCCAUUUAUCUACAAUGACCCGACCCUGGAAGUCUGCCACCAUGAGUCCAAGCAGAGGAACUUGAACUACUUCUCCAGUGCGUACACGGCGGCUGUGAGCGCUGUGGAUCCUGAUGCAGGACACGGGGAGCUGAUCAUUAAAGUUCCAUCUGAACUCUGGAAACAAGGAGAUGAUUUGAAAGUUUUAAAGGUAUACAUAGAAUUUUCCCUGGACCAGCCAAAAGGGGGGCUCCACUUUGUUGUACCUGAUGUGGAAGGCAGCAUGGCUGAAAGAGGGGCUCAUGUGUUCUCCUUUGGAUACCAGAACUCCACCAGAUUCUGGUUCCCCUGCGUCGACUCCUACUCAGAGCUGUGUACCUGGAAGCUGGAGUUCACUGUGGACGCCUCCAUGGUGGCGGUGUCCUGUGGUGAUUUGGUGGAAACCAUUUACACACACGACAUGAGGAAGAAGACUUUCCACUACGUCCUCCCCAUUCCGACCGCUGCCCCCAACAUCUCUCUGGCCGUGGGGCCUUUUGAGAUCCUCGUAGACCCCUACAUGCACGAGGUGACCCAUUUCUGCCUGCCACAGCUGCUGCCACUGCUCAAACAGUCCAUGUCUUACCUCCAUGAGAUUUUUGAGUUCUACGAGGAGAUACUGACCUGCCGUUACCCAUACGCCUGCUUCAAGACUGUUUUUGUGGACGAGGCCUACGUGCAAGUGUCGUCGUAUGCUUCCAUGAGCAUCUUCAGUACCAACCUGCUCCACAGUGCGAUGAUCAUAGACCAGACCCCGAUGACUCGCCGUUGUCUGGCCCAGGCCUUGGCACAGCAGUUCUUUGGCUGCUUCAUCUCCAGGAUGUCUUGGGCUGAUGAGUGGGUUCUGAAGGGAAUCUCUGGCUACAUCUAUGGCCUCUACCUGAAGAAAACCUUCGGAGUCAACGAGUACCGACACUGGAUUAAAGAGGAGCUGGAUAAGAUUGUUGAGUAUGAACUGAAGAUGGGAGGUGUUCUGCUGCAUCCGACCUUCAGUGGAGGCAAAGAAAAAGACAAUCCGACUCCACACCUUCACUUCUCCAUCAAACACCCCCACACAUUGUCCUGGGAGUAUUAUAAGAUGUUCCAGUGUAAGGCCCACCUGGUGAUGAGGCUGAUCGAAAACCGCAUCAGCAUGGAGUUUAUGCUGCAGGUUUUCAACAAGCUUCUGAGUUUGGCCAGUACAGCCUCUUCUCAGAAGUACCAGAGUCACAUGUGGAGCCAGAUGCUUCUGUCGACUCAUGCCUUCCUCAAAUCCAUCUCCAACGUCUCAGGAAAAGACAUUGGCCCUCUCAUCAAACAAUGGGUAGACCAGAGCAGUGUGGUGAAAUUCUUUGGCAGUUUCGCCUUCAACAGGAAAAGAAAUGUGCUGGAGCUAGAGAUCCGUCAGGACUACACAUCAUCAGGAACUCAGAAAUAUGUGGGUCCCAUCAAGGUGACGGUGCAGGAGCUGGAUGGUUCUUUCAACCACACACUUCAAAUAGAAGAAAACAGCCUCAAACAUGACAUCCCCUGUCACUCCAAGAGCAGACGAAACAAGAAGAAAAAGAUCCCUCUGAUGAACGGAGAGGAAGUGGACAUGGAUUUGACGGCCAUGGACGCUGAUUCCCCUCUCCUCUGGAUCCGCAUCGAUCCAGACAUGUCCAUCCUGAGGAAGGUGGAGUUUGAGCAGGCGGACUUUAUGUGGCAGUAUCAGCUUCGCUACGAGAGGGAUGUAGUUGCACAGGAGGAGGCCAUUUCAGCUCUGGAGAAGUUCCCAACUCCCGCCUCCAGACUGGCUCUGACUGACAUUUUGGAGCAGGAGCAGUGUUUCUACAAAGUCCGCAUGCAGGCCUGCUUCUGUUUGGCCAAGAUCGCCAACGCCAUGGUGAGCACAUGGCAGGGUCCUCCGGCUAUGAAGUCUCUGUUCACUAGAAUGUUCUGCUGCAAGAGCUGCCCCAACAUCGUAAAAACCAACAACUUCAUCAACUUUCAGAGCUACUUCCUGCAAAAGACAAUGCCGGUUGCCAUGGCGUUACUCAGAGAUGUACAGAACCUCUGUCCCAAAGAUGUUCUCAACUUCAUCCUUGAUCUCAUCAAGUACAACGACAACAGAAAAAACAAAUUUUCAGAUAACUACUACCGUGCAGAUCUGAUCGAAGCGCUGACCAACUCUCUGACCCCGGCCAUCAGCAUCAACAACGAGGUUCGGACGGUGGAUAAUUUAAAUGGAGAUGUACGUCUCAUCCUGGAGGAGAUCACAAGAUUCCUCAACAUGGAGAAACUGCUGCCGAGCUUCAGGAACACCAUCACUGUCAGUUGUCUCAAAGCGAUUCGUGAGCUGCAGAAGAACGGCCACAUUCCCAGCGACCCACUGCUCUUCAAAUCCUAUGCGGAGUACGGACACUUUGUGGACGUUCGUGUCGCUGCGCUGGAGGCUCUUGUCGACUAUACAAGAGUUGAAAGGAGUUCUGCAGAGCUGCAGUGGCUGCUUGACAUGGUCCACAAUGACCCCGUUCAUUAUGUCAGACACAAGACCCUGGGUUUGCUGUGUAAGAAUCCACCGUUCACCAAGGUGGCAGACUCGGCUCUGUGUAACGAGGCCCUGGUGGACCAGCUCUGGAAGCUCAUGAACUCUGGUACGUCACAUGACUGGCGUCUCCGCUGCGACGCUGUGAACCUCUACUACACGUUGUUCGGUCUGACCCGGCCUUCCUGUCUGCCUCUGCCGGAGCUCGGCCUGGUGUUGAACCUGAAGGAGAAAAAAGCUGUUCUCAACCCAACCAUCAAACCGGAGCUGGGCGUCGGUACCGUCAUGGACACACCGGCCAGCAUCGGCAUCCACGGUGUCGGCAUGAGCUACGUAGCUGUGGAUGAAGAGCCAGACCCGGUCUCAUUGGGGGUGUGUGGUGUGGGCCAGCCCCCCCAGGGCCUGAAGAGGAAGGCUGACACCCCCCUGGGCUCCCCCCCAGAGCCAGGACAGGUGCUACAGCAACAGGAAGAGGACACAAGAGGAGGACGAUACAAGAUCAGGUUCAACACAAUGGAAGACGAAGACAUCGAUAUGGAGACUGUUCAUGACAGUCAGGCCUUCAUUCACCAUCACCUCAACCUGUUAGAGAGACCUUCAACUCCAGGAAAAGAGCCUCCAUCCGUCGAACAGUCCAUGCUCUCAUUACCUGCCACACCGGCGCCGGUUUUCACCAAAGAACCCACGUCCUCGUCUUCUAAACACGGAGGCGAACACGGCCACCACCAUCACCACCACCACCACGAACACAAGAAGAAGAAGAAGAAGCACAAGCAUAAGCAUAAACACAAGCACAAACACGAAAGUAAGGACAAGGAGAAGGACAGAGACCGGGACAACUCCCACGCCUACAGUAACAGCCCCGCCAGCGGACGAUCCCUGCGCUCGCCGUCGCUCUCCGACUGAACACCUGGACGGAGGUUAGGGUCAUGUGGACGCGGUCAGUGUGCAGAGGCAGGCUUACAUCCCUGUGAGUAUGUAGAGAUAAGACGUGUUCGAGUUCAGCUGUAAAUACAAAUUAGUUAGUAGUUGUUUCCGAGUUGGUGAAACAGCUGUGGAUGUUCGACUGAAGCUGCAGCUGAAACUGAUCCGGACCGGACUGAUCCAGGUGGACUGACUCUGUUCCAGUCCGCCUGCAGAUAAAACCAUGUGGUGUUCGGGUUGUGCACAUUCUGGAAGACCUCGCUCUGCUCGAUUCGGUUCUUUUAGGCCCAGUUCAGACCAGAGAAAGGCUGCACCCAUGUCAGCUGGCUCAGGUUGAAUCAGGCCGGUUUACGGCGUCGGCUGAGACUCGACUUCUCAAAUCAAUGCUGGUAGGUUUUGGAACGUAGAGUAUGUUUUCUGUCGCCAGCGAGGAGGUUUGAAGUAACGCCAACUCUACAUAACAACAGAUCGACUCCAGAAACAGACAAGGAGAGCUUUUUUCUGUUUCAUCAAUACUAAAAAUGCAGCUAUAGCAAGUAAAACGUUGUCCUCAUUGAUAUUUUUAAGCAUUCAUAAGUUACACUGCCAGUCAGAAGUUUGGACUCACCUGUUUUUUCUUUAUUUUCAUGACUAUUUUCAUUGUAGAUUCUCACUGAAGACAUCAAAACUAUGAAUGAGCACAUAUGGAAUUAUGUAGUUAAAAAAAGUGUGACAUAAUUCAAAGCAUGUUUUAUAUUCUUCAUAACAGCCACACUUUGCUUUUAGUACUACUUGGUACAUUGUUGGCAUUCUCUGGAUGAGCUUCAUGAGGUAGUCACCUGAAAUGUUUCAAGUCUUGAAGGAGUUCCCAGUGAUGCUUAGCACUUGUUGUCCAUCUGCGGUCCAUCUCAUGCCAUUUAAAUGAGAAGGUGAGUCCAAACUUUUGACUGGUAGUGUAUAUACGACUACAAAAAAGUCUGAUUGCUCUGAAAAUGAUGCUUCAUCGGCGUGAACUAUCAGGUUUCCAGUUCAUCCUUGGUCUGAACUGGGAUUUAGAAAGUUUCCCUUCAUCUUUAAGAGUACGUCCGACACGUGGAACUGAGAUCGUGUCUGAAACACACGACUUUUGCUGUGUUUAAACAUGUUGCAUUUCAGGAGACUUUUGGAAACACGACCUUGAAUUUGUCUCUAAACUCAUCGUAGUUUGGACGGACAGACGGACGGACACAGAGACUGUUGGAAACACUGAUCCAGCUGUGAUUUCAUCUCCCGAUCGACGUCUUUUCUUGUCCUUUCUUGUUUCGUCGUGACCCUUCACAGAAGAAAACACGACACAGACUCAUAGUUAAUUAAACCCAGAUACUGAAUUACAGGAGUUUAGUGUCCUUUUCAUCUCCGCUAGCAGCUGCAGUACAGAGAAAUUCUAUUUGUCAUUCAACUAUUGAUUACUUAAUUAGAGUCAAGUUGGUAUUCAAGUAAUUUACAGUUUGAAUAAUCCUGGUUGUCAUUCAACAACUUUUUUUACUGCAGCAUCGGAUUCAGUUACGGUUUCUAAACAAUACUUUUUUUUUUAAUACCAGUUUCCUAUUGUAACAAAAAAGUGCAUAACAUGUGACAGUCCAGAUGUUUUUAUAGUCAAACAAUUUUACAAGAUAAAAAUAAAGCGUUUACAAUGACCUGAA